Molecule: messenger RNA, 1205 nt
Organism: Andrographis paniculata
Lineage: Eukaryota; Viridiplantae; Streptophyta; Magnoliopsida; Lamiales; Acanthaceae
Product: plastid division protein PDV1
Exons: 2
Coding region: 154-978 (274 amino acids)
Biological process (GO): chloroplast fission
Source: RefSeq, a predicted model, not a curated record
UGUUCGAACCCUAAAUGAAUCGAAUCGACCUCCCUUUGUCUUUUUCCCUCUCCUCUUUCCCUCCACAGCCUCAGAUGAGCAGUACUGCCCGCACACACUUUUCCUUCCUCCCAUAGCCUUGUUCCUGCAUCCGUUGGUUUUUCUGUUUCCCAAAUGAGAUGGGAAAUGGAGGUAGACCAAAUUGAAGCCGUUCUGGAAAAAAUCUGUGAUUUGCACGACAAAUUAAGCGACGCAAUCCACUCCAUUUCUCGAGCUCACUUCCUCAAUUCCAUCAAGAAUACGAGCCGCAAAUCGGAUGAAUUUUAUUACCAUCGGAAGAAGAAAUCGGGGGAUGAUGACGCGGAGAACAAAAGUGGGCAGGGGUUUGUGUUCGUGAAGGAAUUCCGGGUCGAUGAUGACGAGCCGGCGGUUCAGGAGGCUAAGAGCUUGUACGCUAUCCGAACAGCUCUCGAAAAUCUAGAAGACCAACUUGAGUUCUUCCAUACUGUACAAACCCAACAGCGUGCAGAGAAAGAUGCCGCAGUGGCUCGCCUGGAGCAGAGUCGCAUGCUUCUUGCAAUGAGACUGGCUGAACAUCAAGGUAAGAAAUACAAGGUCAUUGAAGAAGCACAGGCAUUGAUAGGAGAUGUCCGAGAUGCUAGUCGAUUUGUUGAACCAGAGGGUCUAUAUGUGUCGUCAACACAUGAUCCCUCAGGCAAGAGUUUUGUGGCACAGAAAGGGGGGAGGAUGAAUCCCCUCAUCAACUUCUUUCUUUCUGGCUUUAAUUUAGUUUCCAAGUCCCUUAAAUUGGACAAUACUGUUGGGAUUCUUGGGAAUGCCGCACUGGUUGCAAUAAGCAUGAUUGCAUUCGCACAUGUGAAUCAAGUAGGGCGUAAAGAAAAGUACCCAUUCGAUGUUGGUGGGAUGCAAGAGUCUUCCAGGAAGGUCGGCGCUGGCAAAGACGGGCACAGUUUGGACGUGAUGCUGGCUCGGGGGUGAGAGGUAAGCAAGUGUUAGUAGGGCUUGAUUGUUUUGUUUCCGAGAAUAAUGAAAUUGUGGGGGGUGGAGCGGUGAUGAUGGCUUGUACCCGAAAGAGGUAAGAUGGAGUGAGUAUGUUUUUUUGGUAGUUAGGGAUAUGGAUGAAUGUGAGUUGGUAAUGUGGUUGUUUUGAUUAUUAUUAUUACUGUUAUUAUUAUCAUAAUCAUAGUAUUAUAUACUUACGAGGU